AUGGACGUCGACCAUGCGUCUGGAUCAGAGCCAGUUCGCUACAUCCGCAGCCGCAUUGCCAAUGCGUGCGAUGGAUGCAAGACGCGCAAGGUAAAGUGCGAUGGGAAGCUGCCGUGCGGAUUCUGCGUUGCGAGGCAGAGAUCGCAUACAUGCCGCUAUUCACCGCAGAAGAGGCGACGGCAGUCGCAGCACCAGAAGCUGCCAAAGUCGCCUCCAUCGUCUGUCCGGGAAUCGCGGGAUCGGUCGGCCAGGGGCGGGUCAUCGGUGCGGUCGCCGUCGCCGAUAGAGACGCCGGGAUCGAUGGCAGCCUCGAGGCGCGUGUCUUCGGUGGCUGGCCCUUCGUCGCCGGCAAUGGGGAGUGAAAAACAGCAGAGUCGAAUACUUUCGUUGUCAUCGGCUUCGGCGCUGCACCAGAUUCAGGAGCCAUCCGUGGCGGAGGACGAGACUGAAGUGCAGCGAGAGGCCCGACUGCUGUGUGACGCCCAUGGGAAGCUGACCUUCAUUGGCGACUGUGCGCCGCUGUCCUUUUUCCAGUCGGUGCGGAGGCUCGUGACGAACAGAAUCGGUCAGAAUGCCUUUGCGCCGCAAACGAGUGGAUUCUCGGUCCUGGAAAAUGCACCGGCACGACAAACCAAGCGGUCUUUGAGAGACCCGAGAAUACCGGAAGUUCGACCUGCGACUGUUGCACCCGCUGUGUCGACGUAUUUGUCGACGACGGCGAGUUUGGUGGACUUGUUUGACAACUCAAAGCUGCUGGAUGACUUGAUCAUAUGGGCAAACCUGGAGCAGAAGCCAGAUAACGUAACAACGAUAAUUCACUUCCUUGUUCUCGCUAUUGGGCUGCAGGCGGAUGACGAUGCGCUGUCCCAGCAGUAUUUUGAGUAUGCUCGUGAUUUGGCAUACACCGACCUGAGCGACAGUCUUGGCGUAGAGACAGUUCAGGCAUUCAUUCUGGUUACGAUUUACAUGUUGUGCUCGUGCCAGAUCAACGGGGCUUUCCUCUUCUUUGGCAUUGCUGCGAGGGCAGCCUACUCAAUUGGCCUGCACCGGACCGAAGUGAACGCUCGAUUUGGACUGGAUAUUCAUCGCCAGCGAGAUCGCCUCUGGAAGAGCCUGCGUGUGCUUGACCUCUUCCUUAGCAGUUCCAUGGGACGGCCGCCCUCGACAUCAGACGUGGAUUGCACUGUUCCGUACCGUGCAGUGGAUGCUGAUGGGAAUGAAGUAUUUAACUUGCUCAAUGCGUCUGUGCAGAUCCUGGUUAUACUGGAAUGUAUCAUCUUGGAGAUUUACUCGCGCAAGAAGAUUUCUAUGCGGUUAACCGAGGGAAUCUCUCUUCAGCUGCGCGAAUGGUCCGGACGAUGGCUCAGUCCGCUGAAGGAUAUGAUUGCGCAGCCCGCGGACCGCAAUGAAGCCCAGGUAACAGGAGCUUGUCAGGUGCUGUCGUCAUAUUACUACGCGGUAAUGCUUGUGUCACGGCCAUUCCUGAUGUACGAGCUCUUUCAGCGGCUUACGGAUGGGUCGUCUGCAUCAAACAGUAGACCGGCACUUGCUUCGGGACGAUCAAAGUUGGCGGACGCUUGCAUUGACGCUGCGAGCUUGAUGGUGGACCCCGUCUUGGACUUGAUAGAAAGAGGCAUCCUGAACGGGAAAGCUCCUUUACUUGUCUCGUGGCUUUUCGCUGCGUCCCUUGUUCUUGGUGUUGGUCUUCUUGGCGGGUUCAGCCGUAUCCUGGAAAAGUAUACGCGGAUGUCUAUACAAGCCAUGGACCACCUUGCUCAAAACGAUGCCCAUGCGCGGCAAUACUCCCUUAUUGCUCAGUCGCUGCUCACAACGGCGCUGGAGCAUCUGGAGAGACAGGACCUUCAGGAUCGAAUGCGCCGCACGGAAAACUCGAGUCAUUUGUUCGGCCUAGUGGCACCGGAUGCGAGAUCGCCUCUAAAUAAAUCCCCGGCGCCGCUGAGGGAUAUCAACUUGCAUGCCAAGACUCCAGAUGCGGCAGCGGCUAAUGCUAAUAACAUCCGCGCCUCAUUGGAUAGAUCUGUCUUGCAGAGUCAGAGUUUAGCGAGUGGGCCGUCUCCUCGAAUGGGAGAGAUGGAUUCCAUGUUCUUGGGUCUAUCGGAGCCGAUGCUGCAUACACCUGAUACUACGUAUUGGGACGGGAUUGUGGGUAACGACGACGACCCAAAUUCUGCUCUAAAUUUGUUUCCGUUGUUGGAGACGGGAGGAGGUAUAGAUUUGGCCCACUGGCUCUAA
This is a messenger RNA of Trichoderma asperellum CBS 433.97, 2253 nucleotides long. RefSeq lists its product as uncharacterized. NCBI's taxonomy places the organism in Eukaryota, Fungi, Ascomycota, Sordariomycetes, Hypocreales, Hypocreaceae. Gene Ontology annotation, biological process: positive regulation of transcription from RNA polymerase II promoter by galactose; DNA-templated transcription. Gene Ontology annotation, cellular component: nucleus. Gene Ontology annotation, molecular function: DNA-binding transcription factor activity, RNA polymerase II-specific; RNA polymerase II cis-regulatory region sequence-specific DNA binding; zinc ion binding. The record is from RefSeq and is a predicted model, not a curated record.